AUGUUCAAAUACUCGCUUGCAUGCCUGGCCCUCCUGGCAACCGGGUGUCUCUCAUCAACCACAACCACAACCACUAGCACGCCUGGCUACUCGCGGAACAUUACCUCGACCGUUACCGACCCCUCGUUCAGUUUCGGGCAACACUAUGCAGUGCUUAAUCUAGAUCUUAUCGAUGGAUUGGUGGCUAAUGUGAAUACCACCAAGGCCGGGCAGCUAUGGAUUGACAAUGUUGCGAAUUGGAUUGAUGCCGUGCACAAGCAGGACCCUCCUCCCUUGAGUAUCUUCACUCGCAUCUUCUUCUCCAACACUUACCGUCCUGAACUCGGCAACGCACCCUUCGCCAGCGCAGUGACUAGCCUCGGAAAUGCCACGGCAUCGAGUCCCGAUAGCCAGAUUUAUUCUGCUUUCAAGACCCUAGAUGAUUGGGAUGUGGUGCUGCAGAAAGCGCGGUAUUAUGCCGGUGCUGGGAAUCAGUUGGAGGAGAUCCUCAGUAGUCAAAAGAUUGAUACGGUGAUUCUGUCCGGCAUCCGUACUUCGGGAGUAGUGCUUAGCACCGCGCUUCGUCUGUUGGACAUGAACUAUAAUGUCUACGUUAUCUCGAACAAUACGAUCGAGACUCCCUCGACAUAUGCGCCCCUGAAUCAGAAGAUUAUCUUGGAGGGCAUACUCCCCGAAUUACCGGUCAAUGUAAUUACCAUCGAACAGGCCAUUGGGGCUCUCAACCGCUCCGGACCAGCUGUCUAUUAG
Aspergillus welwitschiae is the source of this 747-nucleotide messenger RNA. Its product is annotated as Isochorismatase-like protein. The record is from RefSeq and is a predicted model, not a curated record. The transcript has 4 exons. The coding region runs from base 1 to 747 and encodes 248 amino acids. Lineage: Eukaryota; Fungi; Ascomycota; Eurotiomycetes; Eurotiales; Aspergillaceae.